AUGACCAACGAUAAUGACAAGAAGGAUAACAUUGGCUCCAGUGCCAGCAAGGACGAUUCCUUAUCGCCCAUUUCCGACUUUAUUGAUUUGACCGACAAAACACUCGAUCGCAUGUACCGAAAUGCCUCACAAUUGUACAAUGAUUACCAAGGCCGCUGGUCAGAUUCAGUUGAUGAUACUCUCUCAACCUCUAUCCCCACGUUUUUCCGCGAACGUGCAGAUAACUUUUUCCAACAUAACCCAUGGUUUUCGUCCUCUUCAGACGAAGACAGUGGCUUCUCAAGGCUUCCUUGGAAAUGGAAUCACAGCCGUAACUGGAACUCUUCAUUGGACGUUUUCCAAGUCGAGGGUGAUUCAGAGAGUAACGAAAAUGUUGGAGCUUCAGGUUCAUUGACUACAACCACAGGUGAUUCAUUGACGUCUCCGCAAACAAUUGAAUUGGAUCAAUCCAAGCCUAGAAACCUUUGGGCUUUCCCUGUUCCUUCCACUCGCCAGUAUGACAACUGCAAGGAGCUUCAGGGCACUUCUUUGUGGACUCGUGAGGGUGUCUGGCGCUGUUUGUUCCCGAAAUCUUCUUCUGACCAAGCUCGUCUUGAUCAGGCUUUAGAAAAGUCCAAGAAUGCAGAUUAUGCAUCUGCUUCUAACACCACUGAUCCUUCUACAUCUUCAACUUUAACUGAAACACAGGUCUUUUCAGAUUUUACUACAUAUUUGGACUGGAAGUCAGCCGUUAGAAAAGCCAUUGCGGCCAAGCGUCGUCUUGAACGCGCCGAGUGGCAAAAACAGUUUGACAGUCAGUUUGGCGAUAAAUCUCCUCAGCAAUAUCAGUCAGGUCAAUUGACUACUUCUUCACCCAAGUUUAUUACUGAAGAAGAAGCUAAGGCUCAAAACAAAAAGGUGGUUUCGUCUGCUUACUCGUCAACAACUGUCACUAAGGAUGAUGGCUCGCUGGAAACGAGAAAAGUCAUUGAGAAAUGGUACGAUGAUGGUACUGCUUCUGUAACUGAAAAGAUUAACAAUUCUCCCAAUGAUGGUAAGGGGAACGAUGGCACUUCUGGCUGGUUCUGGAAGUAA
Magnusiomyces paraingens is the source of this 1074-nucleotide messenger RNA. RefSeq lists its product as uncharacterized. Lineage: Eukaryota; Fungi; Ascomycota; Dipodascomycetes; Dipodascales; Dipodascaceae. The record is from RefSeq and is a predicted model, not a curated record. The transcript has a single exon. The coding region runs from base 1 to 1074 and encodes 357 amino acids.